Python bivittatus (Burmese python) is the source of this 8124-nucleotide messenger RNA. NCBI's taxonomy places the organism in Eukaryota, Metazoa, Chordata, Lepidosauria, Squamata, Pythonidae. The record is from RefSeq and is a predicted model, not a curated record.
AGAGGCAGAAGCUUGAGUUGGAAAGGAGCUUAGAGGACAUCUAGUCUAACCCCCUCCUGAUCCUAAAGAGGACUGGGUAUGGAGGUUAUGAAUGCUGGUUGUCAAGGCUCAAGGAAAGAAGGCUCAGGAAGCCGCCAGGUGGAAGAGCUGGCAAGAACAAGACAGCCUCGGUUCAUUAUUCAGGCAGUGCUUGAGAGGAUCCCCCUUCCUGCCUACCAGAUGCAAGAAACCCCCCAGCUUGGUUGCGUGGCUGCUUGUAACUGUGGUCCUUACCUCUGUCCCUCUCACUUCUGCUCAGCGGAUUGGGAACUGUACACCCAAUCUUUGGACUCUCCGAGCGCCUUCCCUUCUCUUCCCGCCCUUUGGAGUCAACCGUCAGCUAGCUACUCUACAAACAAUUUGGCAUUUCACUCCCCCUCAGACGCAGCUGCUUUUUCCAGCUUGGUUUUGCUGUUUUUCUGGCACCUGCUGUCUUGCUGCCAAAGUGUGGGUGGCUCUCGGAAGGAGGUGGUGGGUUGUGAUGGCAAAGGGCUCCUCCUCGUUGACUUACAAGGGAGGCUGCUCAGCGACUGGAAAGAGCUCCCCUUGCAAUGAAUCUUGAUGCAGCAAUGUUUUGCAUAGUUUUAUUGGGGGAAAAAAAUGAAAUCUUCCUGUAACCACACAGCCUUAUUCAGAUCAGAUGGAGUCCAAGUUGGCUGUUAGAUUAUUUCUGGCUGGCUAAGGCUAAAGCCUUCCAGGCCAGUCAGACCAUAUAGUAUACAUUGCUGAAGAUCUGGACAAGGGAUUCAGCUUUAAUUGGCCUUUAAACGGUCACGCAGGAGGACCCAGGGUUGAAAUCUGCUGUCCGCCCUUCAGUCUGUUAGGCAGCCUUGUAGCAGCUCUUGGCUGGGUUCCUCUUUUGGAAUCCUUCAGGUUACAAGGGAAGCGAAGGUCAAGUUUCAAACGUUUGGCUAUUUUACACCUCACCCCCUAUUCUUGCAUUAAAAUCUCUACCAAAUAUAUGUAUAGCAUUUUCUAGUGUAGCCCAGUUGCAAGUUUGAAAUUUAGCACUUCUAGGAGGCGUGUCAACAUGUACGGUGUAUCAUUAGGGCAGGCUUAUUCGGUCUUGUGAACCUCACUACAGGAUCAGCAGGGAGGGAUCCUAGUCCAGGUUCAUCUGAACUGCCUCCAGAUUCUAAUUCCUAUUUAUCAAAGCUUUUCCAGUUGGCUUUGGGUCUAAGAUACUGUCUUUGAUCCUGCUUUCGGGCCACGGUAUUCGAGGGGAUUGGAUUUCAACAAUGCCUGGGGAAUUUUUGUUUCCAUCUCAUUCCUGUAGCAGGUAUGGGCUUCACUCUGAGCCUGUUUUGCCUGGAGCAGCCUCAAAGCCCAGAAUAGAAGACAAACAUUUUACUAUGAUAAGAGUCUGUAUUCAUCAGCUCGUAAUCUGUUUACCUUCCAGGCAUUCCUCUCUGAUCCCAGAUACUCCAUUUAGGUUACUUAACAAUCAAACAGAACUACAAAACUCUAGCAGUGUGGGAGUUUCACUGCUCCUGUUCCCACAUGGCAGGAUAUCACUGCCUCUGCACUGAGGCAGAAAUGGGACAACUCCAGAGAAGGUCUGACCAGCCAAGAAGGUCCCAACCAAGUGAGGCUGAAGAAAACUGAAUUGAUGAAAACUGACCUGUCCUACAAAAGAAGCAUUUUCUGCAGAAGAAACUUGUGGAGGAUCACAAGAAAGGGGUCAGGAGAAGAAUCCGGGUAAGAAGGGACCUUGUUUAACCUUCCUCUGUAUAAAAUAUGAAUUGGACUUUUGAAUUGUUAUAGCAAAUCAGUUCUUUUGUUUGUUUGUUUUCCUCUUUGUUUCUGGGCCACCCUCUAGGGCAAAUUCUCCUAAAACAGCUUCAAGCAAAAGAAUAAAGUGUUAAAUAUCAAUAAAACCCAUCGUCAACCACCACAAAGGUUAAAACUCUCAAACUGAUCUUGUUACUUGUGUCACCGCCCAGGGUCGCUUGUGUGAGAUAGACGGGUAUAUAAAUGUGAUAAAUAAAUAAAUAUGGCGAGGUCUCAGUGGAAUCAGAUUCAUCCAGUGGAAAAGUGGAGAAAAGAAAUGGAGCUUUCGAGCUUUCUUAAAAGUUGGCGAUGCUAAGAGCUGAGGAACCCGGUGGCCAAGUAUUCCCCAAGUCCGGCCACGAUGGAGAAGGCCUCCUCUCUUCUUUUACCCAACGGAACCCCCAAGGAGGGCAGGAGAGAAGGCCCUUUUCUCCUCAAAUAUGGGAGGUUGCUGUGAGUCACCCCUUUGUCCUUUAUCCUUCCUCAUCUGGUUCUGUUUUAAAACCCAAUGCCCCGCAUCUGGAGCAGAGAUGGCCAUGGCUUGAAACAUUUGGGGUUUGAACUGCAGACAGUUUCUAUUUCUGUUUGCAACCUAUGUUCUGGAUUAAAAAAAAGAAAACCCACCUUCUUUAGCUCGCUCUUGUUCAAAAUCCUAUUUGCAUAGCCUGGCAAAGGGACAAAGAACUCGAGCAGCAUAAAAGUUGUGCAAUAACUGAACAUUUAUUUGUUUUAUUUUUUUGCAUACCUGGCUCUAAACAUAUUCUUUCUGUGGCUUAUUUUUAUGUAUUCAGUGACUGGCCUUUGUUUGGAUAAGGAGUGGAAAGACCUUUGACCAUUGUUUUCCUUUGCUGCUAACGUUCGUUUGGAAACCAAAUAAAAAGUCUGUUCGUCUCUUUUAGAUUCUAUGUAUAUUCCUUCUAUGCCAUCCUUUAAUAGUAAGUGGAUGGGCCAGAUCCAGAGCUGAGCAGGAGGUUAAGUCUUCUUCCAGAUGAGACUCUUGUUCCUGAUCUCCUCCUGCCUGCUGGAGGGCUGUUUGGCCUCCUGGCACUCCCUCUCCUAUUCCUACACCUUCGUCUCAGAGCCCAGCCGAGGGCUGCCCCGGUUCAGCAUCCUGGAGUCCCUGGACCACUAUCCCGUGAAUCUCUAUGACAGCAACACACAGAGCUUCCGCCCUCUGAUUCCCUGGAUGGAGAAACUUCAGAAGGAGGAGCAGAAAGUCUGGGACGACUUCACCCAGGCAGCAAAGCAGGCGGAGAAACAGUUUCGACUGAACCUGCGAACCUUGCAGAAGUACUACAACCACAGCCAGGGGCUUCACAUCUUGCAAUGGAGGUACGGCUGUGAAAUUGGUGGUGAUGGGCACAAAGGAGGCUCGGACCAGGAUGGUUAUGAUGGGAGGACCUUCCUCAGCUUUGACAAGGAGACCCUCACCUGGACAGCAGCUGAUGUAGCAGCUCAAGUCUCCAAGAGGAAACUGGAGGGGGAGCCAUCCUUUGCCCACCAUUUAAAAUACUACCUGGAAGAAACCUGUUUGAGAAUAUUGAGAAAACGCCUUAAGUAUGGGAAGGAGUCUCUCCUGAGGAAAGAGACCCCAGUGGUGACAGUGACCAGCAAGACAGAGGCCAAUGGCAUGGAAAGUCUUGUCUGCCGAGUCCACGGCUUCUACCCCAAGGAGAUCGAUGCCUCCUGGAGGAGGGACGGGGAGGUCUGGCUGCAGGACACCCUCCAUGGGUCUGUGGCCCCCAAUGCAGAUGGGACCUUCCACCUCUGGCUCAGCGUCGAGAUCGAUCCCCAGGAGUGGGAGCGCUACCAAUGCCAUGUGGAGCACGACAGCCUGCAGGAGCCUGUGGACGUGGCCUUGAAUAAGCCUGCUUACAAGAAGAGGCUGCUUCAUAUGUCCUUCUGGGUGCUGAUUUUGCUGAUUUUGCUGAUCCUUAUCUGCGCAUUCAGGAAAAGUGUAAGCCAGCGGAGAAAGAGGAUCCCAGCCCAGCUGAGGGACUUUGGCAUGAAAGAAACAGCUGAGAAAAGAGACCCCCAUCAAGCAGCCCCAGAGCAGGACAACGAGGUCUGCAAUGCUCAGUGGAAGAAGGAAGUUGAGACUCAUGAGAAGAUGCUCAGUGGAAGAAAGACGAAGGAAGUUGAGACUCAUGAGACUCCAGACUGAAAUGUUUUUUUCUCUCAUGAAUUAAAAGUGGGCCAGAAGGUCAGCUGUCUCCAGGGACUGUUUCAUAGAGUCCUGGGGUUGGAAAGGCCCUUGGAGGUCUUCUACUCCAACCCCCUGCCCAGGGCAGGAAUCCUCAGACCAUCCUGGACAAAUGGUUGUCCACUCUUUUCCAGAGGUGAGACACAUAAGAUGGGCUGCCAUACAAAUCUUAUAAAUGCAUAAAUAUAAUAUGUAUAUUAUAUACAUUUAAUAAAUAAAUAAACUUCCACUGAAAGAGCUCCCGUGACUUUAGGAGGCAGGGUGUCCCACUGCUUCGUAGCUCCCAGAGUCAGAAAUUCCUCCUUAUUUCAAGCUUGGAUCUCUCUUUGAGAAGCUUCCUCCUGUUGGUUCAUGUCCUGUCCUCAGGAGCUAUGGAGGAUAAAUCCACACCCAACAAAAAUUUAUUUUUUGUUUCAAUCCUGACUGGUGGUCUUCUAGCACCCGGCUCAGCUUGGCUGAGCUACUGACUCCCACAGUUUUUGUUUGGUUUAACCUUCAGUGUUUGACCAGAGCCAGGGUGGGGUGAGGAUGUCCCCUUCAAUCCUCUCCUGGUUCCCCACAAGGCUGGUGGUUAAUAGUGGGGUGGGGGGCAGCAGGAGACCUACUUUUCUAGUUGCAGUUACUGAAGGACCUCAGAGGAGGUCUACCUGUCCCAACAGGUCUGGCAGAAGAGUCAUGUUACAGCUCCCAUCUGUUAAGUAGUGCCAUCUGAUGGGAGACAGGAGGAAACCCUUUUUUGCUGCAGUGCCCACCCUUUGGAACAUCCUCCAGAGUUUAGACUGGCUCCACACUUGUUGACUUUCUGGAAGAGCCUGAAGACGUGGCUCUGUCAACGUGCCCGGGGAUCUGGCCAUGGUUUGGAGCCUGCUAGAUGACUGUAUUGAUUGACGCAUGAUUUGCACUUUCCUGCUUCUUCUAUUUCCUGGUUUUAAAUGUUGGUUUUAAUUGGAUUUUUAAUUUGCUUAUUUUUUAAAAUUGACCUCUGUAUUGUGUUUAUUGCUUGCUGGUAGUUUAAUUAUGUGUGCCACCCAGAGUCACCAAAGUGAGAUGGAUGGCUUUGCAAACUGAAUAAAUAAAAUAAAAAUGGAAAGAGCUUGAUUAUUCUACUCCAGCUAUUCAUUAGAAGAAUGCCAGAAGAAGGAGUGUCAUGGCCCAGGACUCGGACCACUCUGAGUCUGGAGGAGUUGCUCCAGCUGAACCAGUGGAAUGUCAGCCUCAGGAGACGCCAAGCCAGGAAUCACCUGAGGCUGGUCAAACACAGGCCCAUCAGAGCAACUGGAGCAGUCAUGAUGAGGCACGGCCUCCAAGCCCUCGAGAGCAGAGCAAAGACGCUCAGUGAGAUUCCUUACCAAGCAAGGGAGAAACCCUUGAUUAAAGACAGCUGGCUGGAGCUGAUCUAAGAGCAGCCCUGACCCCUUUCUCUGUUGGAAACAUCCGUCUGGUUUCCUGCUCUGCUUGUACAAGAAAUCUUGAAACCUGGGGCUUUGGACUGGCUGACAAAUCUGACUUGGCUCCCUGAACUUCGGACUGAAUCUUGACCUCUGUUCUGUGUGUCCUGUGGAAAGUGAAAGUACUCAGGCAAGCUUUAUCUUCAAGAGACUCUUUUGUUUGUCUGCCAUUUAUCUACUCAGCCUGGAGUAAAUUGCCACCAUCACCUAGCAACUGGGUGUGUGUUUGAAACCAGAAAAGGAGCACCCAUCUGUGUUUGUUGCAGCAAAACCAAUCAAGGGAUCCUAAGAUUAACCCCUUUGUGAUAAUGUGGAAUAUUAUGAGAGGGGGAAUCAGCAGACUCUGUAGCCCCCUGACUUUUCCCUAUAGGAAAUAUAGUAUUAAUCUGUAAGAGGUCACCAGAAUCUUUGGGUGCUUUCACCAGAAGAAAGUCUGUUUGGGGUACCUAAUUCAGUCCCUGUGUGCCAGGCGCUGUAUAGUUCUAAAAGCGAGGCAGCUUCCUCCUUUUCCUGAAGGCUCUCAAUCCCAGAUCUGCUCCUGCGAAUCCCUCUGCCUUUGUAAGCCCUGCAGUUUUUGCCAAACCUUCUACAGCUGGGGUUCCUAAAAGAGGUUCAUGAUUUCUCUGUCUCCUUUCAAUACUUAGCCAAGCCUGAACUGGCGAGAGAGAAUCAGACAUCUGAGGUAGGGGAGAUGAAAGCAGGAUUGUGUGUCGAAGUCUCUUCCCACAAUUCAACUGUCUGGUUUGGCCUCUCAGUAGUUUUGAACGGAGCUUCACUGCAGCUUUCCAGAGCUACAGUUGACUUCAUGGGUCAAGUACCAGAAGUUACCUGAAAGUGCAGGAAGUUUGAGAUGGUGAACCUCGGGAAUCCCUCCUCAUUUGAUCCCCAAAACUACCCUAUGAAGAAGGUUGGAGAAUGACUGGCCCAAAGUUACCCAGGGAGCUCCAUGGUCACACGAGGACAAAUCUGCAUCUUAGCCAUUAUGUAACCAUGGCUUGGCUCAGCUUUAGGCUCUUCCACGUUUGUUCAAAUGUAAAACCUCUUGGCUCAGAUGAAACAUUCCUUGCAGAUGUCCCAUUUGUUGAAGGAGGGAAGACUGUGGCUCAACCCUUCUUUGGAAUGUUUAGCCUGUUGAACUCCCUGCAUCUUCAGAGUUUCACUCAUUGAUGGUUUGCCAUCCCUUCUGACCCUUCCUGGUCCUGGCUGGCUUUGGCCUGUCCACUCUGCAGCCUGAACUUUCUUUUUUGUGAUCAUUCCAUAAAUUCAAAAACCUUCCAGAAGUAGACCCUGAAACUUUUUUAUUGUAUAAUAAAAUCACUCAAUAUUGUGAGAGACAAGAUUUUCCAGAAAGGAGAUAAAUUAUGAUGAAGAUAAAGUUCUUGUUUUUUCAAGCUGUCAUCCAAGCUACUUUACAAAGAAGGAAUGCAUUUAAAUUCCACACAGACAAUUAAAUCAGGAAGAUAAAAAGUGGGGAUUUCCGUUCAAGGAAAUCAUUUUUAAGCCACAAAGUACGGAGAUAAUUUUUCAACUCAAGAAAUGAACGAGGGAAUGGAGGACCUCAAGAAAACCACCUUUGAACCUCAUUGAGAAAGCAAUGUUAUUUUGGGCUGUCAGAGCUUCAUCAUAGCUUUAACAAUGAGAAUGAACAAAUAUGAGGAGCAUAAAUACCAAUAAUUGAACUUUAUUUGUAUUUACUUUGUUCCUCGCUUAUUUUAACAGUUACUGCCAAGUUUUAUCAGCUUUAUGUUUCCACUAUGCUGAUGCCAUGGAAUGGUAGAUAGUUAAAGCAUUAACUGGUUAUAUUAAGAAAGGAACAGGUUGAGCUGGGUUGAAAGGACUUAGACCACGUAAGGAGUCCAGUGGGGGAUGUCCUGUGCAUUACUGAAGUUCACCCAGGAUCUAAGUUGGGAGGUGAGUGGGAUUAUUGAUGGGAAAACCAGGAUAAAUAGGGUGUAGAGAAAAGGGGAGGGGUAAGGUUUCAGAAAGGGGUAAUAAAAAUAUUGCAAUCUUUUUCUUUCAUUGAGGAAUAUAAAUUUGUUGUUACUGCACUCAGCACAGUGCCUCAGGUUGAAAAGAUUUUGUGUCAUAUAAGAGGAGUAAGAGGAUAACUUUGGCAGGAAAUUCCUGAUGAGUGACAGCUAUUAGCUAGUUUCCCCGAAUGUCAGGAACUUUGGUGAUACGAUGAUGAGAUUUUGAGGUCAUUUGCUUAGCAGUAAAUAUGCUACAGGAAACAUACAAAGCAAAGGUUAAAAUAAAUAUUUUAACACCCCGCAUCUUGCAGCAGGAACAAGGCAAAAUUUGUUGCAAUUCUACUUAAAGCUAACUUAGAUUUUAAAGCUGAAAAACUGUAAUGAAAGCUCGGCAUAUGCAGUUCGUCUUUGUUAAAGGGAAAUUGGACAACAAGCUAGUUAUAUUUGCUUCAGUUUAUUCUCUGAAUCACGACAAGAUGCUAUUCUUCAGAAUGGGACAGUUAAAAUUGGGUAUGGAAAAUCUGAUAUCGGGAGGGGACCUAAAUUCAAAGACAGGUAGUAAGCGAGGGGAAGUAGAUAUUUUGGAAGUUAGAUGAAAAUGUUAAUUAUAUAAACACUUGUUGAAAAUUAUGCAAAGAAAAAGGUAUGUGGGAAAUGGCAUGUAAACUUAAGCAAAUAACAAUUGUGUGUGUGU